Molecule: messenger RNA, 1762 nt
Organism: Galeopterus variegatus (Sunda flying lemur)
Lineage: Eukaryota; Metazoa; Chordata; Mammalia; Dermoptera; Cynocephalidae
Gene: ELMOD2
Product: ELMO/CED-12 domain containing 2
Exons: 8
Coding region: 6-887 (293 amino acids)
Cellular component (GO): membrane
Molecular function (GO): GTPase activator activity
Source: RefSeq, a predicted model, not a curated record
AAAAAAUGUUUAUUUCUUUGUGGGAGUUCUUCUAUGGGCACUUUUUUCGAUUUUGGAUGAAAUGGCUCUUACGACAAAUGACUGGAAAGUGUGAAUUGCAGCGAAUUUUUGAUACCUAUGUAGGUGCACAAAGGACACACAGGAUAGAAAAUUCCUUGACAUACUCCAAGAAUAAGGUUUUACAGAAAGCAACACAUGCUGCUGAGAGUGAAGUGGACAAAUGCGUAGAAGAUAUAAUGAAGGAAAAGAAUAUUAACCCCGAGAAGGAUACAAGUUUUAAAAUCUGCAUGAAGGCAUGCUUACUGCAGAUAACUGGUUAUAAACAGCUCUAUUUGGAUGUAGAAAGUGUGAGGAAAAGGCCAUAUGAUUCUGAUAACCAGCAACAUGAAAAGCUACUCUUGAAGCUUUGGAAUCUUCUAAUGCCCACAAAAAAGUUGAAGGCUAGAAUCUCCAAGCAGUGGGCUGACAUUGGUUUCCAGGGUGAUGAUCCCAAAACAGACUUCAGAGGCAUGGGCAUACUUGGAUUAAUCAAUCUUGUGUAUUUCAGUGAAAAUUACACCAGUCAAGCUCAUCAGAUUCUUUCCCGCUCAAAUCAUCCAAAAUUAGGGUAUUCUUAUGCAAUAGUUGGAAUCAAUCUUACAGAGAUGGCUUAUAGCUUACUGAAGAGUGAAGCCUUGAAGUUUCAUCUCUACAACUUUGUUCCUGGUGUACCCAAAAUGGAACACUUUCAUCAGUUUUAUUGUUAUCUUGUCUAUGAAUUUGACAAGUUUUGGUUUGAAGAAGAACCAGAAAGCAUUAUGUAUUUCAACCUGUAUAGAGAGAAGUUUCAUGAAAAGAUUAAAGGACUCUUACUGGAUUGUAAUGUAGCACUUACUUUAAAAAUAUAGAUCACUUAUAGUAUCUUCUAUUUCUACCACAUUUUGCACAUACAGCAGAAUUUAUAUGUUGUAAUAGAAAUUAUCUGAUCAAUUACACUCUUCUAUAUAAUUUCCUACAAAAAUAUUUCAGAAAUUCUAUUUAAGAAAGCUAGUAGACAAUCAGUGUAUGUUUACAAUUACUUAUACACUGUUCUCCAAAGGUACCUUAUCCUUCCAAAGAUCCUCUCUGUAGAGUCAUGUGAACUACAGCUUGGAGCUUGGGACUCAGCCCGUUAGUAUAAAUGUAUAAAUCAGGUAUUUGUGUUAAAUUGGUUAAAAUGUGUAAAAAUCAGUUUUCAUUUUUAUGUGAUGUAGCUAUCAAGUUGGUAUCUUUGUCAAAGCUCUUUUAAGAUUUUUUGGUUUUUAAUUUGGAAAUGCCUGUUUUAAAUUUUCUUUGUCUUAUUUUUAUUUCUGAGUUAAUUAACAGCAAGAGUAGUUCUUUAUGGUUUUCUCUGCAUCUUAAUCAUGAAUCAUAAUGUUGCUUCAUUAGUAGCAACAAGAGCAUAGAUAUGUCAGAGAGGAUGAAGAAUCAUGGUGUCCCUUUUAGAUUCUCUGAUUAUUGAGCAUAACAGAUAACAAGAGAAUGAAAGUAUUGGUGACUAGCUUUUUUGUUUUUAAAUAACACACUUUAAAAAUCAGUGUUAUUAUAAGGCUUAAAGGCAUUUUCUUGUCUUCAGCAUUUGCUUUUUAUCAAUUGUAGAAAAGAACCUUAGUGCUUGGUGUGAGGGUCUAUUAUGAGGCUUCUCUACAUAAGUGUUUAUGAAAAGAGAUGUAUUUGCUAAGAAAAUUUUGAUUGUACUUAAAAGACAGUUUCUAUUUCAAUAAAGCUGUCUUUGAAAUUUAAA